ACGUAUAUAUGGUACAGGCGCUAGUUCUGUUAAAAAUAACAGAAUGACAUACAAGCUGCAUUAAAAUAUUUGGGGAGUAAGCCCAUUGUGAAAAUAUGUUCUUGAACAUAUCCUCCCUAUUCUUAUCUGAGUUAUGAUGCAAUAUUGUUAGCGCGAUAGUUUGUAAGAAUUUACGCAUGUAAUUUUUGUAAUUUUAGUGUAGGUAACACUUUUGUGCGAAAACCGCCGAAAGGAUUUUGAUGCAAGGCUGAUAUUGGGUAGUAAUGGAGCUUAUAUAAUAGAAUAAAACAAAGCGGAAUAGACUACGUGGGAAACCGCGCGGCACAGCUAUUUAUUGCUUAUUUUAUUACAUAAACUUUGUGUAUAACAACCAACACAUGAUCAAUUGUUUUUAAAACACUGUAAUUUAAUCGCAAAUUUUCAAGAAAAGUUGGAUUUCCAGUUCUUAGAAUAUACUGUAGACAAAACUUUUUUAAUAUUAGUUAAUGACAGUUUAAUGGCAAGAGUGACCGUUCAAAUGUCAAAUUAAUAUUUAUCAGAUCAAGACAUUGACAUUUGACAAGCCAUCAAUGUCAUAGCCAUGUGGGAAUGUGUUGUUGACUGUUGUAAAUGUGCAUAAACAUAAUUUCCACCCAGCAAAAGAAUUGAAUGGAAUUGACUGUUGUAAAACAUCGAUUAUUGCACAUACUCAUAUAUUUUUUAAUUUAACACACAUUUAGAUAAAUUUCUAAUUAGUUCCUGCAUAUUAUUGUAAAACGCUAACCUAUCAGAAAUGGAUUCCAAAGAUUUUGAUGCCACUUUAGGAGGCACGGAGCACUUACCGCAUACAGCGAAUAGUUUUAAAUUUGCUUCAUCGAGGAGCGUUGAAAUAGCAGCAAUGACUGAAAGUAUACUUCGACCCGCUAAAUCUAAGUUGAUUUUUCAAGCAUUGCCUGUACAUAUGCGACGUCGAGUUAUGAGCCACAACUGCAAAAGAUUGCCAAGAAGAUUACGAGAGGGUCAUUUGGAGCAAUUGAAAAGGAGCGGCUUACCCCCAAAACAAAAAAGGCCAUCAAGGAAGUAUAGACGCCGACCAGCCAAUCUAUUGGAAGAGUACACCAGGAGACAGAGAAGAAUUGCGUGGCUAGAAACACACAUUUGGCAUGCAAAAAGGUUUCACAUGGUGGAGAGAUGGGGGUACCGAUUAGCACAUAGGCCAUGUGACAAAGCAUUUAGAGCAUGCUAUAGAGCAUCUUCAGCGCACUGUCUCUUACGGGAUAUUUCAUACUAUAUCCCUAUACAAGUUAAAGGACCUGUUGCAGAUAUUCAACAAAUGUUUAAUAGUAUUACAAAUAAAUCUUGUGGGUUAAGUAUAUCUGCUAAAGCUUACAUAUCUGGUCAUAGAUCAGGCUGUGUUAAUAUUUUUAAUCCACAUUCAUACCCAUAUGACUUUAUUGGAAAAGUUGAAUUUGUAUGGGUGCAAGCUAAGUCACAGCCUUUUCUUAUAUUAUUUGUUCAUCCAUCACAAGUAAAAGAAAUUGAGUCUAUUUUAACUAACAUUAUUACAGACUCAUGUGCAUUUGUUGCCAAAAACAAUGAUAAUAAACGGAUAAAGUUAACAAAUGAACCGUUGAAUGUGAAAAUAAAUUUAAUGUAUGGACUUUUUAAUAGAUUUCGAUUAACCGGACCUAAAAGUCAUGCCAUUUUAACACAUUCACUGAAAUGUGUGACAGAUAUAAAAAAUAUUGACUCUAAUGAAUGGGUAGCUGAAGCUAAAAAAAGUAAUGUUAACUUAGAUAUAGAAAACAAGUCUAAUUACUGGUCUAGUAUAAAUAAUUUAUUCUCACCGGCUCAAUUGCCGCCGAGGAUGGUUAUAGGUUUGAUUGUUAAAGAUCCUAGAUGGAGUCGUCCAAAUAAACGUACCAAAGCCCAGAUAUUGGAGCCAGACACAACUCAUAAUAAUUUAACACAUAUACCAUCAUAUGCCUCCUCAUCUCCUAUAUGGGAUGAAAGUAUUAGCAAUAUAGUUAAAAACAAUGCUGUAUCAAAUACUAAAUUUAUUGAACAUGUAACAAUGACAGAAAUUGUACCUGGGGAGGUGAACGAAGAUGACCCAGCUUUACAGAGUAUUCCUGUUGUCAUAAUACAACAGCCUGGUUCACAAAAUCCAGAAUCUAAAAAAGUUGGCUAUGGAAGUGGAUGGGAUAUAUUAGUACCGUCGCGUUAUGGUAUUCCCUUCUGGCUAACAUUUGUCAUGUUUGGUGCGAGAACAGGAGGGCUCAGAGAAACAGAAAAUCUAGCACACGAAAUGGGUGAAUGCUAUUUCUCACCAGAUUCUAAUGCUGGUAGAAUUGAAGAAAAGAGGAUUGAAAUCCAACUAAAAGAACAUUAUUUCCGACGUCCACCUAGUAAAAGAGUAAAUUAUAUCAAAUUAGGCAUAUCAAACCCAUUCAUAUGUCCCUGGAAUAUUUUAUUAAAAGAUUGGAGUAACAAUGAUGUCAAUAAGUUAUUUGUAUUAAGAGACAAAGUUAUUUUAAAUGAACUACAGGAAUCCUUCACAAAAAAAAAGCAGAUACUCAAUACACACCCUAUAAAUACUGAUUCCUGCUUGAUUGCUGUUUACUUGAAAAUUGAUGGUAAAGGAGUUAUGAGAGAUCAUGCAUUAAUAUGUAUGCCAAAUGUAGGUGAUAUAACAUCAAAAAUAAUUAUUUGUGAACCUCAGCAUGAAGACACAAACACUGAAAAAAGGAAAGAAAAACGAAAAGAGAAUAAGAAAUUAUUGAAACAGUUAAGAAGAAAGAGACAAAAACUUAAAAAAUCAUCUAAAGAUCUUCCUGAAAAGAAACAAAAAAUACAGCACAGUGAACCAUCAGAAUAUGUUAAAAGCAUGAGAGAAUUAUGGGUCCCAUCUAAUGUAAAUAGUGUUAGAAAUGCAUGUAUCAGACAAACAAUGGGCUAUGUCACUAAAGGCGCAUUUAGUUUCACUGAAGCGAAGAGCUGUGCUGUUGGAUAUAUAGCAUGUAAUGCACUGAUGGAACUGUUAGAAAAGAAAAUAAAUAAAGUUCUUAUAAGAAAUCCAACAUCAAGGAAAUAUAGAGUGGCGAGUAUCCAGAUAAUUACCAAUUCAUAAUUUAUUUUGUUGUUCCUACACAAUAUAAGAAACUCUACUUGACUCUACAAUGUUUAAAAAAUUUGGAAGAAAAGUCGGAACUUUUUAGGGUGUAACCCUAACACAGUGAAUAGAAAUUUGCAAUUUUAAUUGUUAAGAAAUAAAAAUUAUAUUCACUAA
This is a messenger RNA of Zerene cesonia (dogface butterfly), 3268 nucleotides long. It is a transcript of the gene Pop1, whose product is annotated as ribonucleases P/MRP protein subunit POP1. The transcript has 4 exons. The coding region runs from base 773 to 3109 and encodes 778 amino acids. Gene Ontology annotation, cellular component: nucleolar ribonuclease P complex; ribonuclease MRP complex. The record is from RefSeq and is a predicted model, not a curated record. Gene Ontology annotation, biological process: tRNA 5'-leader removal. NCBI's taxonomy places the organism in Eukaryota, Metazoa, Arthropoda, Insecta, Lepidoptera, Pieridae.